This is a messenger RNA of Sitodiplosis mosellana (orange wheat blossom midge), 8006 nucleotides long. RefSeq lists its product as uncharacterized. The record is from RefSeq and is a predicted model, not a curated record. The transcript has 17 exons. Bases 672 to 7820 code for a protein of 2382 amino acids. Lineage: Eukaryota; Metazoa; Arthropoda; Insecta; Diptera; Cecidomyiidae.
AGUGCUAAAUCAUGUCAAUCAACUCACUCGUGCACGCUACAUUAUUCCUUCGUCUAUGAUUUUCACGCAAGACAUAACAAAGAAGAAUGUAGUGAACAAUUGACACCGAAGAGAUGGUCUCAAAAUUUAGAAGAAACAACAACAAGAAAAAAAAACAGCCUAGAUCAAAAAACUAUCGACAAAAAAAAAAUCUCUCAAUUUUCCAAGAAUUUCAUUAUGCCAUUCAUUCAGCAGAUCGGCAUUCGGCAGUCGUACUAUACAACAGUUGUGUGUUCAUUUUUUUUCUUUCUCUCGCCCUGUUCGCUCUCUCGGUUUGUUUGUUUCAAAUAAUUCGGCUUUUUCGAAAUUGGUGAAUAGACAGUGUUUCCCUCCAUUUGCGCAAAACGCCAUCGAACUCAAAGAAUUCACGUGAACGUCGCUUCGCACACAACAUACACACCACUACAAACGAAAGCGUCACUUUGACAGUUCAGUCUUUAUUGCUGUGUGUUCGCCAUAUUUAUGAGCCAUUCAUAAGAGUGCUACAACAGAGAAAAAUCAUAUUGUGUUUUUUUUUAUUAAAAAAAAGUUUUUUUCUUACGCCGAUUUAGUGCUUAUUCCGAUUUGUUUAUGCGAUUUUCAAUUGGUAGCUAAUCAAAAUAGUAUCAUUGAUUACGCAUAAUUGGAGCGCUAUGUCAUUUUUUGAGAAAAACCCGUAUUCGUCAAGCUAUAUUGACAAAAAGGAAAGCAUUUCAGAACAAGAUUCGCCUCGACGUCUCAAAGUGGCUUUGAAGAAAUUUCUUUCGGAUGAAAAAUUUCACAACGAUGGAAUGCCCACGGAUGCUAGUACAACAACAGCAGCAGCAGCAGCAACAGCAACAAACAAUCACAUCGAGCCAACAUUGAAUGAAGCAUCAGCAUCAACAGCAGCAGCAACAGAAGCAGCAGCAGCCGCUGUUGAAGAAUCAGUUAAAUCGCCCGAUGGGAUCGUGCCUAAGGAUGAUGACGACAGAUUCUGUUUUGAUACGGAGAUUUUUCGCGUCUAUUGUAAAUGUACCGAAUGUUUACAGUAUCGUGAAGUUUUGAUUCAAUUAGUGCUUGAGGAUCAUGAAUAUAAUACGUUGUGGGAUCGUUUGAAGGCUCUCAUUCGAGAAUUCUAUGAUGUUAUUCCACAAAAUCCAGUGCCGUAUGAAUGUUCAAUGGAUGCCAAGUACGAGGAGUUAAUUAAUUCGCAAGCGAGAUGGUUCACCGAUGGACACAUCGACAAGCAGAAAAAUAUACAAUUGUCGUUAAGUUCUCAGUUGCCGCUUACAAAUGAAAUGACGUUCAUACUUGUGUUCACAAUGUUAUACACGCGUGAUCCUCAUCAAUUGUUCGAGCUGCUGUGUAUUCAAUUGCGGUGCAUUUCGAUUUCGUACAGCGAUGGACUGAAACAGAUGCUAAAAACGAACGGAGACGAUGAAACUCCGACCUAUAAUCCUGUUGAACUACUUACAUUCAUCUUGGAUGGAUAUGAUAAGUUCUGUAGCACGGCAAAGAAAUUAUCCUCACUGUUGUUCGAAUUGCAACGUGAUCAUUUGCAGCAGUUUCUAUUGACAUGGACAAUAUUGAAUAAGCGCAUGUAUCAACGGUACGUUUAUAUGGAAAUUCAGGAGUUGAUACCCGAGUGUAUACUGAAAUUGAAGGAUCUACUGGAACCGGAGGAGUAUAGCACAAUGGCGCACAGACUGAUCCGAUUUGAUGAGGAUAUGACAUCCAUCACAAAGAGCUGGUCAGAUGUAUGGUCAUUGCUGCAGGAAUAUCAUAUGGGAAGUGAGGAUACGGAACGGCGAAAUCGAAUAAGUUGCAUUCAAGAUCUUCUCAAAGCGAUUCGUGACUGUGAGUUUGACUUUUCGCCUUAUGAGAAACUGCUGAAGCGGGAGAAUUCCGCGAAAAUGCAGUGGAUGAAAAUGGAAAAUCGAGAUGAAGCCUGGGUUUUGACCGUCGACUAUCUCAAGCGUGUGUGGCUGGAGAAGGAUGACUCUCGGCUCUAUGCCAGCGUUCGCAACGAACGAUGUAUAACGUGUGAUUUUGCAUUAGCGAGUCACUAUGCCGAUUGUGAUUGUGUGACCUGCUUGUUUGCCGGCGGCCCUUGUAGUAACCAAGGGAAAGAGGUGCUUGAGAAGUACUACUGUACGAAGUGUUCAUUUUAUGAGAAACUCGACAGGGACUACAUGGAUUACAUAAAAAAAGACAUAACACGACGGCUAGAAGAGACAUCGGACAAAUCACUGCCAAAUACAGAUGACGAUGAUAACGAUGACCUGGAUAUCGAUGAACUAACGGACACAAUGCUGGAAAAUCAUUGCUAUCAUCUAUCGUGGGCUGUCUUCAAACAUUUGCCAUUGCGAAAGGUUUACAGUGCAACGAAAUUCGAUGCGCGACAUUUUUGUCCAUUUCAAGAGCCACCGUGCAUGCGAAACGAAUGUCGCGUGGCCACACAUAUCAUCGCCGGCCUUUACCCAUUGAACUUUUCCAAGUUUUUGAUAAAAGCCUAUCAGCCGCUGAAAGAAGAAGAGCGCAAAGAGCUAAUGAACAUUCAAAAGCUGUAUUUUUCGUAUUUAAUGCAAAAAAUCAGCGAUGAUAAAUCGCAAAAGGUGGAUAUGCUACAGCAAAUGGACCUACUGUGGAACAUUGAUGACGCUGAGUAUACACUGUUCUGUGACAUUGGAUCGGCGUUUGCCGAAUGUUAUUUGAUUGAUAUGCCGAUUCCCGUUCAGGAGCUACUCGAUUCAUGUUUCAUUCCCGACAACGGCGACAUUGAACUGAACACAUGUUGGCUCGAAUGUAUUUAUAUGUUCAAAGAAAGUGAUAAUUCUCCCCUUAAGAAAAUCGAAAACGAUCCCAAAGUGCUGGAAUUUCAAUUACGCAUGCAAAUGGACCAAAUUAGCAGUAUGAAUGAUGUGGGUAAAUUUUCAACGGCGGCAACCACCAAACUGAUGACGGCCACCACAUCUUCCGAAAAAUUGAUUCCACUCUUCCAACUACCGGCCGACGAAAUGGAAAAGGAUGACCAUGAACUGACUACGAAAAAGAAAUUCAAACCGGAACAGUAUGAAAAACUACGAGCACUGCUCGAUGUGGUGAAAAAUGAAUCGAAAACGGAGAAAAAAGAUGAGGAAAAUGAAUCAAAAGAGUGUGCACAUAGUUCAGCGAGCGCUGCUAGUUCGAAAUCGAAGAAACCGAACAGUUCAAAGAAAAUUACUGGUGAAACCACAUCGCCAACACCAUUUCGUGAAACAAAAUGCAAAAAACAUGAUUUAUGUGAUAAAGACAAUGCAACGGAAAAAGAUGUGACUUUGGCUGAUGCUGUCAAAAUCGCCGUCAAACAACAAUUGAAUCAGAAACUAGAAGCAGAGUUGAAGAGUUUGAAAAAAGAGCACAGUGUACUUAAGGAUAUGGUCCGUGAUCUCGAACAGAUCAAAGAGAACGAUGAAAGCCAAUUAAUAACGAAAAAAGAGAAGGCAAACAGCUCGGCUAACAAUGGCGGACAUCAUUGUUGCUCGGAACACUCGGACAUGUUGGAGAAUCAGCAAAACCAUCCGAAAAUGUGUCAUCGUGGUGACGGCCAAUGCACCUGCUACUAUUGCACAAUAUUUGGUCACACAGAAUGCAAUCACGGUCGAUCAAAUGAGACGCGUGACCGGUUGAGAAAGCGUUUGCAUCAGAUUCACAGCAAGAGUUCGACAAAAACGCUCACCACAAAGACCAUCAAAAAUCAACCGGGUGCUUUGAAGAAAAUGCUCGCAUCGAAAGUGCAGACACCGGCCAACAGUGCAGCCAGUGCAGCAAGUGCAGGUGCAAGUAGCACACAAGGUUUUGACAUCAUACCACUGAAGCAGCAACAACCAUCAAAGCCAGUUGUCGAACAAAAAGACAACAGCACAAAUGAAAUUCUCGAAGCGGCGCUACAGGACAAUUUCACGAAGAUCACCACCGGUGCCAAUACUGCAAAGGGUGCAUGUUCAAAGGCGUCAGCGACCAAUCAAACCACUGCCAACAGUACAAUCAAUGCAACCGAUCCGAAAAAUGCCAAGAAACGAAAGAUAUUGACGGCCACCACCACCACCACCACCACCACGGCCAAAUCGGAGCAUGUAAACGAUUGCGAAUCUGGAAUGUGUAAGUCGUGUGAUGGGAAACACAAGCAUCGAUCGGAGACCACCACAUCAAAUUCCGAUGCCGAUACGAGUGUAACGCGUAAAACAAAAACGGCACAAGCAUUUACCAACGAUGAUGCAUCACUCGAUGACAUUCUCGAUUUCAUCGAAGGCAACAACACCAAUAAAAAAGACUCACAGAAAAAAGCCGCCAAGAAGGCGAAGCAGAAGCAAAAGAAGGAGGAUAUUAAACGAAUCGAGGAAUUGGAGCAACACCGUGAUCAAUUUCAUGAGGCCUUUUUCAAGGAAUUAGAUGUUAAAAACGAUUUGAAAAACCUGCGCAGUAUGAAAAAACGUGAUAAAAAGAAAAUCGCCGAACUUGAAACGAGUAUCAAGAAGUAUGGCAAAUUCAAAUCCAAAAUUGAAUCGAAUAUCUUGGAAUUGAUUGGCAUGCUGAAGGCAAACAAUCCCGACUUCAAAUUCGCCUACUUACCGACCAAGGAACAGCAGCUCGAAAAACAACAGCAGCAACAGACACAAGGCACACCGCCCGUCAUUGCCGAACUGAUCGGUGACCAAGUGAAGAGUCAGCAGGAUAAGAGCAACAAUGUGCGAUUGAUUCAGAAUGAUCAGCGACAAGAGACAUGUGAGAUUUCGCUUGAUCAAUCCAAGCGAAUGGUGACCAUUCGACGAAUAAAUGUGCCGCAUGCUGAACCACAAGUCACUGUCACUGCAAAGGGCAUUUCACCCGAUAAAGAUAAACUCCUCUACACAUUCAUCAACGGUCAAUUAAUUCCGAGCGCAAACGUUCCAAAUACACCACCAUCUGCGAAUGUUAAUGCAACAAACAGUGCCGCUAAAUCGAAGCAGCAAAAUGCUAAAGUUGAGCCAUCGUCGAUCGCUAAAUCAUCGGCCAAAAAAUCGGCCGUCGAGCCCGUGUUGCCUGACAAAAAUGCAAAGAAGAAUGCAAAAGAGAAGCCAACAGAGAAAAGUACUAAGGCCAAUGAAAAAACCAAUGGCCGCAAAGUAUCGCCAGAAAAUUCCAAGGCGUCGACAUCAAAAUCGACCAAAGCCACCGCAAAUACUGCCUCCACAAUAAAAGAGAAGGAAAAAGACAAGGAGAAGGAUAAAAAACAGAAGAAGGGCAAAAAGGAUGUUGAAUCCGACGUUGACACAAUUAUCAAUUCCACAAAGGAGCUGACGAUCAACGAUGAGAAGCCGAAAAAGGAAAAGAAGAAGGUGAAAGCCGUGAAAUUCGAGUAUGCCGAUCCCAAUUACAAAGUGAAUCAGUUCGAUUUAUUGGAUAUGGACGAAGAUGAUGAUUACUAUAUUGAAUCGUCGUCAGAGGAAUCGAGCGAUGAUGAAUCUGCACCACCACCGCCGCCACCUGUAACCAAACCAGCCACAGUUACAAAACAACAAACGCCUCCACUGUCAAAUCAGUCUUCGAUAGAAUCACAAUCCACCGUACAAUCCGCACAAAGUAACAAAAAUACCAAAAACCAACCGGCAGCAAAGAAUGCCAAGGCUGUUGAAACCACCAAGAAGGGUAAGAAUGAUACUAGCGCAAAGACGCAUUCGCAAAAAAGUGAUAAGAAACCAUUGGCCGAGAGUAACAUCGCUCCGCCGACCAAAUCACAGAAGCCGCAAAACAAUCAAGCGCAACAAGCGACUGCAUCUGCAGCUAAACAAAGCAACACCACUGACGAUUCCAAUUUGUCAAAAAAACAAAAGAAAAAAUUGGAAAAGAAACAGAACACAGCUCAAACGCAGCACCAACAGCCAAACGCAACCAGAUCAUCUUCAAGAGCGGACCCCGAAUUCUAUUCGAUGAACUCGUCAAUGCAACGAAUGCGUCUCGAUUCGGAUACAAGCGAUGCGAUGAAAAAUCAAUCACCGAAUAAGGGUUCUCCAAAUGUAAGCAUCAUGGAUCAAUUGAAUCGUGGUGUCAAAGUUGAAGGGCUCACACUUCCACCAGGCAUAACUUUAACGCGUGUUGAUCCACUUUCGGCCGAAGGCAUGCGUGCUAAAAAAGAAGCGAUCUCACGCAUUUCUCAACCGGCUCCAACACAAUACCAACAGCCGUUGGAAUAUCAACGACCACCGCCAUUUAUGGCUGGCAUGCAAAUGCCAACGAAUGGUUUGAUAAUGGUUGACCCAAUGCAGAAUAUUGCAUCGGCCGAUCCAAAGGCGCAAUCGCAGCCAGGCUCGAAGAAAAACCGUAAGAAUCGAAAGAAAAACAAGAACAAACCGGAAGAGGAGAAUGUGAGUGAGCAAAAUGGUCAGCCAAAGAUUGUAACACUGCGAAAUCCCCUAUUCCAAGGAACAAGUGAUCCGAGUCGAACGCAACCACCGAUGCCAUUGCAGCAGCGGAAUCAGGUGCCAUUGAAUAUAAAUCAACCGGCGUCGAUAAUCAAGAACGACAAUGGAAUGUUCACCAUUCGUAAUACGGCCCUGCACCAAGCUCUGUCCAAUGGUGUGGCACAAAACUAUCGACCAUACUCGAGCGAAGUGAUGUAUCAACCACAGGAAAAUAAACAACAACAACAACAACAGCAGCAGCAGCACGAUAAUUACUCAUACUUCUCCGGCAAUUCGAAUAAUACGACCGCUACUAAUUCGACCAACGGUAGCUCAACGGCAAUUGCUCAAGAUGCGUUGCGAUCGACAAGCGCACCAAAACCCUCACUCAUGGCCAUCGGCAGCGAGCUACAGCAACGAAAGCAACAACAGUCGUCAUACGCUGGCAUGAACGGCGGUGACAUGUUCAACAGCAUGCACAUGGACACAAAACGACCAUAUUCAGCAUUCGAUGUUAGUUCCAAUUAUGGUUUCAACAGUGAUUUCAUCGGAUCCGCUCCGAAUAAUGCAUCGAUUCCAACCACAAUGCAAAAUCAAUACUAUAACGUCAACGGUGGUUUUCCAUUCAACAAUCAAGCACACAGCGACAAUACGAACAGUUUAUUUGGUAGUCGAACGCCAAAUUCAUUGACAAACUCGCAUUGCUGUGACGAUUCUCCACCCAGCCACGAUCCAUACGGUACCAAAACCACGGACGAUAACUCCUUCUUCAAAAAAUUCGAUGAUGAUUCAUUUUUACAUGGAUUGCAUCCGGGACAGCGGCUGAACAGCGAGGUGACCAUUCACAAUAUAAACGAUCCGAAAUUCAACCGAAAGCCAGCACCAGUCAAUUUAAGAGACGGUGUUGAAAUAACACGGAUUAACGGUCCCGAUGGUUUCAGCGCCAAUCCAAAUCUGGCCGUUGGCAGUCGACCAAUCAGCCGACCAACUGCUGUCAACGAUGAUUUGAACAACAGUGCAAGUUCCGAAUUCGGAGAAAAUGUGUUCGUUCCAAACUCUGCGGUAAAUCUCAACGAGCUCGAGACUGAUGAGCGUGAAAUUGAAUCGUUCAAGCGUUUCAACUACUAUUACGAACCUCCAAAAAAUAAACCGAAAGUAAAUCUCGACGUGAAAGGAAUCGUGGUGGCCAAGAAGCAACCCGCAUCGAAUAAUUCUUCGCCAUACUUUGGUGAAUUGGCCGGCUCAUCACUGAGCAACACUCCGCGUCUCGAAGACGACCUCUAUCCCGAACUAAAUGCAUUUAAAUCGAAUAAUUGUGAUCAUACAACGAUUAAUCGAAUUCAUUUGGAUAAUUUUUUACAUGGUAUCAUUGGUGAUGAGCUAAAAACCGAUCACAACUAAACUUCGUACUGCAUGUCAUGAUAUGAAACAUUGAAAUUUCAAACCAACAACAAUAACAUCAACAAAAAAAAAACAGAACCACAAUAAAAAAAGAAGAUAAAAGAAAACAAAAAUCAUUAUGUAAAAAACAAACUUAAGGGAAAGAAAAAUCGAAAUAAAAACAAAUAAAUCAAUUAUUCACUUGAA